AUGUGCCUGGAGGUCCGGGCCACUUGUGGGCGCCCGGCUGGGAGUGCCGGCAUCUGCCCGGCGACCUUCGGGCGGAUGUGCGACCGGCUGCCGGGGAGCCGGGAGCUUUUCCUCCACUGGCAUGGCCGGUUGCUGGUUUUGAUCCCGGAUGCCGGGCUGUCCGGCGGGGAGAUCGCGCUUGGCCGGGUGGACAUCGAGCGGCACUUUGCCGGGCAGGCGCUCGUCAGGGCCAUGGCCAGCAGGUCGGCCGCGCGCCCGUCGCAAGUUGAUGUGCACCUCUCGCCAGGGCCCCGGCCAUUGGAGUGUGUGCACCACGCGGACGCGGUCCGGGAGUUCCUCCGGCUGUUGGAUUAUUCCGUGAUCUCGGUGGGCCAGGAGAUCGAUCUGCCGGCCGGGGGCACAACCGUGCGCGCGCGGGUGGUCCGGCUGAUGGACACCCAACUGCGGGCCUUGGAGUCCGGCUUCCUGUCCAUGGACCACACGCCGGCCUUUGUGCAUGUAAGCACGCCGCAGGGGGAGCCCUACGUGCUGCGUCCCCCGCGGUCGGUACUACUGCAGGUGCCGCGACUGGAGCUGGGGGUCCGCUUCCCGGUGGCCGAGAGGCCCGAGUAUCUAACGGUGGAGGAGGAUGACUUGCUGGUCUCGGAAAGGACUCUUCGCUCGCUGGAGGCCCAUUUCCUGGAGCCGGAGCCGACCAUCCUGCUCGGUGACAGGGUUCGAGUGGUCGGAUAUGCUGGCGGCGGGCUCCGGCGCAAUGAGGCACUGCCGGGCACGGGGCUGCUCCGGUAUGCCGAGGAUGUCUACCACCUGCCAUAUACCGAGCCACCGGAGCUCCUGGCCCUCACCUGUCGGGUCGAGUGGAUCGGGGAUCGUCCGCCCCCGCGGCUGCGGGGGAUUGGGCAAUUGGAGCGCCUGCUGCUGGAGGCCAUCCCUUUGAGCUACUCCCUGGCGGGGAGCUGGCCGGAGCUGGUGUUCACACCGAGCAGGCUGACGAAUGGCGAGCGCGCGUCCGUCGAGGCCGGGGCCGUGGUGCCGGGGCUGACGCGGAUCUCCUUCGACAUGGAGGCCGGCGGCCGGCUGGCCCUGGCGGAGGCCGACCCGCUGGCGGUGACCCUUCACUGCGGGCGGCGGCGGCUGCUGCUGCUGAGUGUCCACCUGGCGCCGGGCGUGCCGCCGCUAUACCCGGGGCUGCACCUGCCGCGGGAGGUCUUCCAAUCGGUGGCCGAGUCGGCCGAUGAGGGGCAGCCUGGGGGCUGUUUGUUCUUCCUGUGCCAGGGCCGGACGUUUGUCGCGCGGCUGGCCGACACGCACGACCUGCCCGGGGUGGUGCGGCUGAGCGCGGGCUUUGGGCACUUCCUGCGGGGUGCGCCGGAGCCGCCGCCGCCGCGGGUGCGCCUGCGCACGCCGGUGUGGCUGAGCGCGGUGCAUGUGCGCGUGGUGCCAGCCCGUGCGUCCAGUGGCCCGGUGGCUGUGGAUCUAGCCCCGCGGGAUUUGGUGGCCGGCCUGAGCGUGGCCUUCGCCGACAUGAGCAUGGCUCUGUUUGAGCGGCGCCCCUUCCGGGAGGUGGUCCUCGUGCCGGAGGUCCUCCUGGACGCCGAGCACCAGGAGGUGGCGUGCGGGCUCCUUCGCCGGGGACACACCCAGGUGCGGCUCUAUGUGCGGGAUGUGGACCUGCGACCGGGCAAGUGCCCGCUGAGAAUUGAGUAG
Molecule: messenger RNA, 1707 nt
Organism: Fonticula alba
Lineage: Eukaryota; Rotosphaerida; Fonticulaceae
Exons: 5
Coding region: 1-1707 (568 amino acids)
Source: RefSeq, a predicted model, not a curated record